AUGCGCACUUCGCGCGCUUCAAAGGACACGGCGAAAGCUUUACAAUCGCUGUCUAAUCCCCGACGCCAGACGCGAAGCAACACCUCGGUCAACACUGCGCUGCGCAGUUUCGCCUACGAUGCUGACACUAGCGUAAAAACCGAGUCUCCGAUCGUAAAGACCGAGUCUAUCAUAUCUGAAUUCCAACGGCCUGUCUCCGAUGAUGAGUCCUCUCUUUCAUCGGUCAGUACAGCAGACAUCGAAGACCUGAUCGAACCACGAGUCAAACGCCAAAAGCGCAGUACGAGUCCGUCUGUCCUGCAUGCUGUCAAAGAGGAAGAGAAGGAGGUGAAACCUAAGACUGCUAGGACGCGGCGUAUGCCCGCGAGGAAAACUCGUGAUGUCGAUGGUGCGGUCGUUGUCGAGCCGCCGUCUGAUUGGGAGGUUAUGUACAAUACUGUCAAGAGGAUGCGCGCUGAUAACCCUACUGCUCCUGUUGAUACUAUGGGCUGUGCGGAGCUCUACUGGAGGCCUUCUGGACCAAAAGAUCGGAGGUUCCAGACUCUUAUUGCGUUGAUGCUUUCGUCGCAGACCAAGGAUACUGUCACGGCCGUUGCGAUGCAGAGGCUACAUACCGAGUUGGGCCAGUCGAUAAAAGCUGAGGAUGGAAUCAAGACUGAGGGCGAAAUCAAAGCAGAAGAUGAGAUCAAAUUGGAGGAUGUGGUCGAAUCGCAUAUCAAAUCAGAAGACGGCGUCACCAUCAAAUCGAAAGACAGCGAAAAGGACAGCACGCUUAACCUGAAGAAUAUCCUCGCUGUCGAUCCGACAAGACUGAACGAACUCAUUCGCACCGUCGGCUUCCACAAUAACAAGACUAAAUACAUCAAGUCCGCCGCCCUAAUCCUACGCGAUCAAUUCAACGGCGAUAUCCCCUCAACACCAGAAGGUCUCAUGAGUCUUCCUGGCGUCGGACCGAAAAUGGCUUACCUCUGUAUGAGCGCUGCUUGGGGAAAAGAUCUAGGUAUCGGCGUUGACGUGCACGUCCACCGCAUUACCAAUCUGUGGGGAUGGAACAAGACGAAAAACCCUGAGGAGACGCGUUUGGCGUUGCAGUCUUGGUUACCUCGUGAUAAGUGGCAUGAGAUUAACAAGUUGCUUGUUGGACUUGGGCAGACGGUCUGUUUACCUGUUAAGCGGAGGUGUGGUGAGUGUUAUCUUGCUGGGACUAAGCUCUGUAAGAGUGAGGUUAAGGGUCUUGCGGUUGUUAAACCUGAUCCAUUGGCUGAAGCCAAGGUUAAGAUUGAGAUAAGUUGA
Molecule: messenger RNA, 1293 nt
Organism: Penicillium taxi
Lineage: Eukaryota; Fungi; Ascomycota; Eurotiomycetes; Eurotiales; Aspergillaceae
Product: endonuclease III domain-containing protein
Exons: 1
Coding region: 1-1293 (430 amino acids)
Biological process (GO): base-excision repair; base-excision repair, AP site formation; nucleotide-excision repair
Cellular component (GO): nucleus
Molecular function (GO): oxidized pyrimidine nucleobase lesion DNA N-glycosylase activity; DNA-(apurinic or apyrimidinic site) endonuclease activity; DNA binding
Source: RefSeq, a predicted model, not a curated record